Corticium candelabrum is the source of this 1547-nucleotide messenger RNA. RefSeq lists its product as uncharacterized. The record is from RefSeq and is a predicted model, not a curated record. Lineage: Eukaryota; Metazoa; Porifera; Homoscleromorpha; Homosclerophorida; Plakinidae. The transcript has 15 exons. Bases 6 to 1355 code for a protein of 449 amino acids.
GGCUAAUGGCUAUUGCAGAGCCGUCUAAAGGGCUCUGGGCUGUUUCAUUGCACAAAUUCCUCAAAGAGCUUGAAGGAUGUCAAGACGACCUGAUUUGCGUCCGCCAAGAAGCUGAGCGAAUUUUUUACGAAGCUGACAAACUCUUUCGUCCCUGGCCAAGUGAACACGUUAAAUGUGACAGCAAGUCAACCGUUGCAAGCAUGAAGGAAAGAGAAAGAGAAAGUAGGGAAUGCAAGAAGACUUUGCCUUGUGCCACACCAGCUGACAAACAUGUUAGCGUAUCAAGACAAGAACCUGGAACGAAUAAUGGCACCGAAAUAGAACAAGCAAAUAUUCAAGAGUCUAUCAAUAUGGAAGCUUUGGAUAAAGUUCUGGCAAUGGCUGUGAAUGCAAGAAAAAUUCAAGCUCAACAUGAAGCUGUAGAAAAGCAAGGCAAACGUCUAAAGCUAAACACAACUGUUGUGUCACUGUCUCGUUCCUCUAUUGAUGGAAAGAUAAAAUCCAGACCCACAAGGACUGUUGUACGUAAAACAUCAAGGUAUACAGACAGUGCAUCUAAGCACAAGUCGUUGACCACGUCGUCGUUGGUGAAGACUAGAACAUCAGGUGUGGCCAGUGAACAAUCGCGUGGCAAGACCUCAGAAAGAGGUCUUAAGCCAGCAGCAUGUACAAAGGAUGAGAAGAGUGAAGCCCAGCAGAAAACAAUGAUCAGUACGCCACAAACGGAAAAGACUGCAGUUAAUGCUGCUGGAGACAGAAAGGACAACUGUCACGUGAAGACAACUGCACCAACACUGAAAUCCGAACAACAAUCAUGUGUCACACAACCAACACCAUUUAACCUAUCAAGUGACGGAUCUGAUUUGAAAAUUCCAGGCAGCUACAGGAGAGCCGUACUGCAUGCUGAACGCUUGCUAGAAAAUUUACAAGUAUCACGUGAGAAGGAUCAUUCCUCGGCAGCCCAUUUUAUUCAGAGACUUAAAACAACAUUUGACUUCGUGGAACAUGACGAUCAGUCUCGUGAGUGUCAAUACUCUGCUGACUUUCCAACACAAAUUUCUGGUCAAUGUGAUGAUCUUGUCGUGACAAGUUUGAAUUACUCUGAUUUCAAAGAACUUGAUCAUUACUUGUCACUGCAAUGCGAAACGAUGCUUCUAAGAUUAGAUAUUGCUCUGUGUCAGAUUGCUCUUCGAGAUAUUCUGCCUGUUUUAACGGAAAGUCUAUCUAGUCACAGAAGAUCUCGAGUUGUGCUUGAUCUCAGGUGUGUGCUGCAGUUGCUGACACCAAGACUGAGGAUGCUGCCAAGGGCUUGUGUGACUGAAAGUAGGAUGCUGAUUGCCAGUGAUAAUCACUGACUAUUUCUUGAGCUCGUGAAAUCUAGAGCUCUGACUGAACUAGAAACAAGUAGUUCAACUCUAGGUUACUGGUGUAGAUGUGAGUGACAUGGAAUUGAUUUCUUAGAGGUUUUUAUUAAUAUUAAUAUAUUUUGUUUGACGUCAAUUUAUAUUGUACAAUAAAAUGCAGUAAAAUUAUUUCAUAAGAACGAA